UGAAGGGGAGAAGUUCAGACUCGGGGCUUUGGGCCAUGUUAACGGGUCCCCGGCUGUCUCAGAAGCUCUUGGACUGGGAGCUGGGGGGAGGGGGCCCCAGGCUUAUUAGGAGGGAGUCUCGAGCCCUGAAGGGGGCUCACGUUCCAAGUCCCCAGAUCCCGGAAUGUUUGGGGAGUCUCGUAUAGGGGCGAGGGCUUCCGGGUUGGGGGCCCCAGCCCGACCCAUGGUGGCCCUCACCCGCAGGGCCCUCAUCCUGCGUCCUCCUCUUCGGCCGGAGUCACCUCCCCUCUCCGCCCAAGGACAGACGGUGCCCUCCCCUCCGGGGGAGUCCCAGGCCACGCCCUCGGUGAGCCCCAGGACAGCGAGGUCCCGGCGGCCGCUUUCCGAUUCGUCCAAUAGGUGGGCGGAGAAGACGCUGCAACCCCAUCCCCGCAUCCCAGCGCCAAAUGGUUGGAGCACCCAUCUGUUACUCAUCUCGGAAUUCUGUUGGUCCGCGUGGAGAGGAAAGCGGUUCCAGAGAAUUCAUUUUUGGGUUGUUUCUGCGGUGAUAUCGGCCUGGGGCAAGUGCAAGUCCUCCGUCGGGUCCCUCGGAUCUCUCCCUAUCCGACUGACGUUGGAGAGCGAGUAAAGGAAGCUUGCAGGAUCUUGUUCCCCCCGACCAGGGAUUGAACCUGCACCUUCAGCAGUCAAAGCAUAAAGUCCUAACCACUGGCCCACCAGGGAAUUCCCAGAAUAAGUUUUUUGACUGAUACCGUGCCACGCCAAAUGGUCGCUUCCUUGUGCAUUCCUGGAGACUGCACCUUCCUCAUCCUUCAGAAGGCCAGGAGGCCCCAGGGCUCAGCCUGAGUUCUAGGACAGAACUUUGGCUCCAGCAUUAACAUUCUAGUGCUGUGUCAUUUCCCCAAUAGCAGGUUAUAAGCUGGCCAAGCUGUAUGUGAUCCUCUGUUGAAGCAAGAAGACGAACUGUGGAUGGUGGAGAAAGAAGUGUAAAGGAAAUUUGUCCAGAAGAAGCCUGAGAAGAAGAUGAGCAGAUAGAGAGGCAACAAGACUUGGGAGGCAAGUUGCAUCCAGCUCCAGUAAAGUACAGACUGAGGAAAAAAGCAGUGAAUAUAAGAAAAUUGGAAAAAUACUUCCUCUGAUCUCAAACCUUAUAUCUUUUAAGGCAACACCUUUUUCAACUUAACCUAGAAAGAGUUUGAAACACAAUUUAGACUUAGUUGUGUAGGAAAGAAUCAUCAAUUAGUUUGGAGAUCCUGCCACAGCUUACUCCUUGUGGUAAUAACCCCCUUUAGGUGUAAAUCAGUGUGGAAAUGCCUUCAUUUAAAAAAUUUUGAACCCCAUAUGAUAUCAGAGCAUUCAUACUGGAGAUAAAACCUAUGAAUUUACUGAAUGUGGUAAAACUUUCACUCACAUGUUGCACCUCAUAAAUGUAGAAGUCAGGCUGGAGAGAAACCCUGUGCUUCUAAGGAAUAUUGAAAAGCCUUUAGCUAGAUAAUAAAUCUCAUUGAGUAGAAGAAAAUUCAUACUGGAGAGAAACCAGUGAAUGUAACAAAACUUCAUUUGAGUAUUAGAAAAUUUAGAGUUGAAGAGAAAGCUUUGAAGGUACUAAGUAUGAUAAAGUUUUCUCUUGAACCUUGUCUGUUACUCUGCAUUUGAAAGGUCAUACACAGAGAAGCCCUACAAAUGUAAGAAAUGUGGAAAUACCUUCAGCUGAAAGCAAAUUCUCAUUCAUCAAAAAAUUCAUACUGGAGAGAAAUCUUGUGAAUGUGGGAAAGCUUCCAUUCAGAUGUCACACCUCAGUCAGCAGAGAAUUUGUAGUGGGGAAAACCCCUUUGCCUGUAAGGUAUGUGGGAAAGUCUUCAGCCACAAAUCAACUCUCACUGAGCAUGAGCAUUUUCAUAAUAGAGAGAAACCUUUUGAAUGUAAUGAAUGUGGAAAAGCAUUCAGCCAAAAGCAGUAUGUUAUUAAACAUCAAAAUACCCAUACUGGAGAGAAGCUUUUUGAAUGUAAUGAAUGUGGAAAAUCCUUCAGCCAGAAGGAAAACCUUCUUACCCAUCAGAAAAUUCACACUGGAGAGAAACCUUUUGAGUGUAAGGAUUGUGGGAAAGCUUUCAUUCAGAAGUCGAACCUCAUCAGACACCAGAGAACUCACACAGGAGAGAAGCCCUUUGUAUGUAAGGAGUGUGGGAAAACUUUCAGUGGCAAAUCAAACCUUACUGAGCAUGAGAAAAUUCAUAUUGGAGAGAAACCCUUUAAGUGUAGUGAAUGUGGAACAGCUUUUGGUCAGAAGAAGUACCUCAUAAAACAUCAAAAUAUUCACACUGGAGAGAAACCCUAUGAAUGUAAUGAAUGUGGAAAAGCCUUCUCUCAGCGAACGUCACUUAUUGUACAUGUGAGAAUUCAUUCAGGUGAUAAGCCUUAUGAAUGCAAUGUAUGUGGAAAAGCCUUCUCUCAAAGUUCAUCUCUUACGGUGCAUGUGAGAAGCCAUACAGGUGAGAAACCCUAUGGUUGUAAUGAGUGUGGGAAAGCUUUCUCUCAAUUCUCAACCCUUGCUCUACAUUUGAGAAUACACACAGGUAAGAAGCCUUAUCAAUGUAGUGAAUGUGGGAAAGCUUUCAGCCAAAAAUCACACCAUAUUAGACACCAGAAAAUUCAUACUCAUUAAAAACCUGUGGAUAUCAUGAAAGGUGUUCAUCAGGAAUUUACAUCUCAUAACAUAUCAGAAAUAAUCAUUCUGAAGGAAAGCAUCACAAAUGAGAGAAACAAAAGCUAAAAACUUAAAGGAUACCAGAGAAUUCAUCCUGAAGAGAAAGACAUUUGUAUAAUAUCCAGCAAAAAAAAAAAAAACAUACAGCACAGGUAAUGCUGAAACUUUAGAUGCAUUUCCACUAAAAUUGGGAAUGGAAAACAUGUUUAACAUUGCCGUCUGCAUGGAUCUGGAGAUCUUCACCAAUGUAAAAAAAAAAAAAAGGUUGCAAGUAUUAGAAAGGAAGAGACCUUUAUGGUAUUGAUUUAGCAGAACAGAAGAGAUUCUGGAAACACCUAUGCAUUUAUUAGAAUUUAUAAUAUAGAAAUGGCAUCAGGAGAUGAGAAUAUAAUGGGACUAUUUAAAAAAUGAUUUGGAGGUAAUUUGUUCUCCAAGGGACAAAAAAAAAAAAAAAACACGAACUAUACACAAAGGUAAGAUCCAGGGGGGUUAGGUUAAAAAUAGUAAUAUGAAAAAGCUAUAUACUAAAAUGGUUAUGACCUUGGGAGUUGGGAAACAUUCCUUAUAGCAAAUUGAAAAACACCUAGCAAUUCUAGUCUGAGUUUGUAUGCUCAGGAAAUGUGUACCAGGCUAUUUACUGUGGCAUGAUAUGUAGUAGUCAUAAAUUGGAAACAACUUAAAUGCCCAUCAGCAACAAAAUGGAAAGUACUUAUGAUGGAAUACUGUAUAUCUGUAAAAUGUAAUAAAUGAGAUCUAUAUGUAUUACAGAGAAAGAUCUCAAAAAUCACGUUGAGGGGGAAAGAUAAAGUUGCAGAAUGACAUAUAUUAUGAUGACAGUUUUGUAAAUUUGAAUAAAACUUCCCUCAAAAUUUCAGUGCUAUAUAUUGGUAAUGGAUACAUAUAUGUAUGUAUGUUUUUUAAAUGUUUUUGAAAUGGUUUGGAAGGAUACAGACCAAACUCUUGAUAGUGGUUGCCUGUGAAGAGUGGAGAAGGGAAGGGAAUGCGUGUGGGAGAGGGGGGGGAUUGGAUUGGUUAGAGGGGACUUCAGUUUUAUAUAUAAACGUCCAUUUCUCUUUAAAAAAAAAAGACUGCAAGAAAAUAUAUUGAAAUACUGGUUAAUUCUGGAUUGUGGUUUAUGGAUAUCUUGUCUUAUUUUUUGUACUUUUCUGUAUUUUUAAAUUUUCUCAAAAUUAACAAGAAUGGGGGUGAGGAUGGGAACACUGUACCUAUAGAAAUCAUGUUCUAAUGGAUUCAUUUGCAAUCAGCUACUAAACUUUUUAUAGAAAGUAUUUCUAAAAUUUUAUCGAUGAGUGGAUGGACUUGCUCUCUAUGUAGUAUGAAAUUAUCUAUUUUAUUAAAAUUAAAAAUGACAGCAUAAUCCAAAUCUGUUUUAAUUUAUUUUUACAUGAUAUAGUGUACACUAUAUGGUCUACACGUUUCUAACACUUUUGUGACAUCAUUUGAGCUUAGGAAUUUUUAAGAACAUUUAGUUUAAAUAAGGAUACACACACAGACUUCAUAUAAUUUGUGUUUUUCAGAUAA
Globicephala melas (long-finned pilot whale) is the source of this 4249-nucleotide messenger RNA. RefSeq names its product zinc finger protein 146 (gene ZNF146). Gene Ontology annotation, biological process: regulation of transcription by RNA polymerase II. Gene Ontology annotation, molecular function: DNA-binding transcription factor activity, RNA polymerase II-specific; sequence-specific DNA binding. The record is from RefSeq and is a predicted model, not a curated record. Lineage: Eukaryota; Metazoa; Chordata; Mammalia; Artiodactyla; Delphinidae. Gene Ontology annotation, cellular component: nucleus.